Planococcus citri (citrus mealybug) is the source of this 1361-nucleotide messenger RNA. RefSeq lists its product as uncharacterized. The coding region runs from base 168 to 851 and encodes 227 amino acids. The record is from RefSeq and is a predicted model, not a curated record. Lineage: Eukaryota; Metazoa; Arthropoda; Insecta; Hemiptera; Pseudococcidae. The transcript is spliced from 3 exons.
GUGGCCGUCGGCUACGGCUCAUAAAUCGCUUUCGGUGCCCAAGUCGAGUCGAGUCGCGUUCAAGUUGAAUUUGCAGCACGCCGCGCCGCGCUACGCUACGCUACGCCGACAGGACAGAAUUACACCAGCAGGCUAAUCGCUUCGCACCAGAUACCAGAUACCAGAUAAUGGCUACUCGCACGUUACUCGUCAUUGUUUCACUUUCGUUGGCUGCUUUGAUAAAAGCGAGCGCUUUUGCCGGCGGCCCCGGUCAAUGGCCAGUCAACGGUAAUGGAAAUGGCAACAGCAACGACAACGGCGGUUUCGGUUCCGCAGCACACGCUCCUUGGUCUGGUAAUGGCGGAGGCGGCAACGGCGGCGGCCACAUGAAUUCGCCUUCUUCUCACGGUCAGACGAACGGAUGGCAAAAUAAAGGUAGAUCCGCGUCGUCGGGUAGACCUCAGUCGCAGUCGGGGUCGCAGUCGCAAUAUUCGGCCAACGCUUACGACAACGGAGACAAAUACGGCUACGAUUACACCAUACCCGGAGCCAACGUACAUUUCGCCGCCUUUCGAGGAGCCGGUGGCAACGGUAACGGCAACGGCAACGGCGGUGGCGGUGGCAGACCCAAUGGAGGUGGCAACGGCAACGGCAACGGCGGUGGCGGUGGCGGUGGCGGUUGGAAUGAUUUCGCACGUAAGCAAUGGCAACAACAAAAUGGCGCUGGUAAUUCUGCAAAUCGUUGGCAACGAAACAAUUUUGCGGGCGGUAAUUCUCAAAAUGCAUUCGGCGGACACGGAAACGGCGCCGGCGGCAGUGGCAGCGGCAGCGGCGGCGGUAGCUGGCAAAACAAAAAUUCCGCAGCUUGGUAGAUUAACGAUUAACUUCGCGCUAUCCUUUUGCUUUGUACCUAAGUAUGUAACAUUUUAUGUAUUUAAUUAGCGACUUAUCUCGUUCGAAUCAUUUCGUUUCGUACCUAUCAACUACAUAUAAGCAUCGACCAAAGUAAAACGUACCCUAUCUAGAUUUACGUAAUGUAGUUAGUAUGUACUUAAUUAGAUUAGGUAAUAGGUACCUAAUCUACUCGUAUAAAUUAAGAGUUUACCUACGAGUACGAUAUGUUCAAAUGUAGCGCGCGGUAAUUUACGAUUUUACGUUAUACACUUAUGCCGACUCGAUAACUUUGUCGAAUACGAGUACCUAGCCUACCUACUACAUAUAGAAUACAAGUAAUGGGGCGCGGAGUACCUCCGACCUCUGGCUCUACUAAACUUAUGUAGCAGGUACUAUGUAUGUACUUUAAUCUACCUAUGUACAAAAACGCAACUCCUGUAUGAAUAAGUAUGACAUGUAUUCGAUGGCAAUAAAUUCGAUCAGCAGAA